AUGAUCGCCUUUACUAUCAUAUCGAUAAUCUUCUUAUCACCUUAUUGUGAAAUUUACCUGAACAGAGAAAACAAUGGCUGGCAAUAUAAUACAAACUAUACAUUAUCGCUCACUAUGCGAAAUAUUGAGUACUAUGGAUAUUUGUCGAUUCCAACAAUCUGUUUUAUCAUUUAUUGUUCCAUUGCUCUAGUGAUAAAGAUUAAUGCACGAAAAUUUUUGAACAAUCAUAAUAAUUCGGCUAACACAUCACAAAAAAACCAAGAGAUUCGAAUACUAAUUCAAUCCUUUAUUCAAUUUUUGGUUUUCAUUGCGCCAACAAUAUAUGGAUUCAUGCCUCGGUAUGGUGCAAUGACUUCAUUAGAACAUGAGCUAUUGAAUUCGGCAUCUAUUUUGUUUUGUGGAAUAAGUCCAAUGUUAUAUAUGAUAUUAUUAAGAAAAUUUCGCUAUCACGUCCUUUCAUCACUUAGAAUUGUACCUAAGCAGAGCCUAACCAUGGUCCAGCCAAUGAAGACAAAUGUACAUCAACAAAGUAAAAUGGCAAUGAACACUUGAAUAAAUUUCAAUAUUAAAUGUACAUAUAAUGUACAAACAAUAAUAAAUCAUUACUAAAUUAAAACAAU
Molecule: messenger RNA, 620 nt
Organism: Meloidogyne enterolobii
Lineage: Eukaryota; Metazoa; Nematoda; Chromadorea; Rhabditida; Meloidogynidae
Source: the annotation of a GenBank genome assembly